Cherax quadricarinatus is the source of this 2105-nucleotide messenger RNA. RefSeq names its product prolyl 4-hydroxylase subunit alpha-1. Gene Ontology annotation, biological process: peptidyl-proline hydroxylation to 4-hydroxy-L-proline. Gene Ontology annotation, molecular function: procollagen-proline 4-dioxygenase activity; iron ion binding; L-ascorbic acid binding. Gene Ontology annotation, cellular component: endoplasmic reticulum. Lineage: Eukaryota; Metazoa; Arthropoda; Malacostraca; Decapoda; Parastacidae. The record is from RefSeq and is a predicted model, not a curated record.
AUGAAAUAUGGGGUGGGUGGGGGAGAGGUGGGGUUGGGGGUGGUGGUGGUGGAACAACACCUGGUGAGCCAGAGAUACGCUCUUACGCGCCUCCACCACCUGUACGCCCUUGACCCAGCCCACCUAGCACGCCUACACACGCCCACCGACGUAUGCCACGUACGUAAGGACAUUUGCAUAGCACCCGCAAGUCACGCAUCAGUUCUAUGGGCGCGGGAUCUGGUGGGUGUGGGCGUAGCAGCUCUGGAGCAGGGAAUGUAUGGGCGUGCAAGUGAGUGGUUCACAGCAGCUCGUGAUGUGACUCACCACCACAAGACAGGUACUGAACAAGAUCAAGCAUUGAGAGAGAAGAAACAGAGGCAGAUUCAUCACCUUCAUAUACUGCUUAACCUCACCUUAGCUGCUACGGCGCAGGAGGCCUUGGAGGAGGAGGUAACGGAGGUUGAAAAGUCUGACAGUCUUCCCGCAACAACCAAGGAUCACCAUGCCACAACCCGCCUGUGCCGCGGACAUACAAUCUCGGACGCGGGGAGCAGACUGAGGUGUCGCGUGAAUGCUCGUGGCAGCAGCUGGCUGACGCUGAUGCCCGUCAAGAUGGAGGAGCACAGUCUUGAUCCUCUCAUUCUCUCCUUCCAUGACGUGUUAUCUCCCCACCAGCUGGCCGUCCUCCGCCACCUGGCUACACCCAUGCUACAGGAAGCGGUGAUACAAGGGAUGGAAACAGAAGUAACCCACAACUACAGAUCAUCGUACACCUCCUGGCUACACCACCACAUACACCCGGUCGUUGCCGCUGCCAACCGCAUGAUUGCUGCUCUCACAGGUCUGGAGGUGGACGAGAGUAAGGAUGAAGCUGAAAGACUUCAGAUCAACCUGUAUGCUGCAGGUGGUCACUAUGUUCCUCAUAUGGAUUUCAUGGCCCUCUACCGCACCUUGUGGGAAGCUGAUGAACCAGACCAGAAGGUGAUGAAACAGUUCCCUAGUGGAGACCGCAUUGCCACCUUCAUGUUCUAUAUGAGUGAUGUGGAGGAGGGUGGAUGGACGGUAUUCCCUCGCUUGGGUGUGGGUGUCAAACCCCGACAGGGAAGUGCUGUGUUUUGGUACAACCUGCUGCCAUCAGGGAAGGGUGACCCCCGCACCCUACACUCUGCUUGCCCUGUUCUACGUGGUUCCAAGUGGGUGAGUAACAAGUGGAUUAAAUACUAUCCACAACUGCACCAUAAACCAUGUCUACCUUUGGUAAAAUAACCAUUUUCAGAAAAAAAUCAGGACUUUAAGUAUACCCAUGACAUUAAGGUUUUUAUUUGACAAUGACUGUAUUAAAUUGUUGGGGAGGCAGACACCGGAAGUAAACUUUUUAACAAACUAACCUAUUGCACCAAAGAUUCAAGAAUUCAAGACUAUAGGAUAUGGUAAGGAGGGAGAAUGGAGGAGGAAUAGUAAAGGAGACAGCUUGAAAAAAAGGUAUGGGAUAAAGAGGAAGAUGAGGGAAACAAAAGCACAGCAACCCUUCUACUUUGAUAUUAAAGUGUAAAUGGAUGUAUGUAAAAGAGAGAUUGGAAAGCUAAGAUAUAUAACAUGUCCCACAGCAUACACAAUAAAAAAAAAAAAAAAAAAAAAAAAAUAUGAGCAGAUGAACAGCAGCCUUUUUUUUAUUAUCCAAUAUACACUUCACGAGUAUACAUGGUGGUGAAAACGAAUGACAGGAGGCACAGUGACAGGCACAUUGGAUCUUGCAAGUGGGGAGGAGUCCAUUGGUCUUCUCAAUUGUGAAACUUGGUGACCAUAACAGCUGACUGGAUCAUCAACCGACUGGGACAAGGAAUUGCCCAGUCAGGUUGUAUCUCCCUUAUCACUGUGGUUGGAUGGAAAGGCAUUGAUGGGUGCAGUGUUGGGAAAAUAUUCCCAUAACUGGAUUGUCAACUGACUGGGAUGAGGAACUGACUAGUUAGGUAGUAUCCUCCCUACCACUGUUAUGGGAUGGAAAAUCAUUAAAUAAAUAGUGUUGGAAAAAUAUCCCCAUAGUGAUGAACAUUAUAGCAGUGUAUGUUAAAUUUAAGUAUAAGUGAGUUCGGGUGGUACCCAAAUUGUAAAAUAUUGAAUGA